This is a messenger RNA of Penicillium brevicompactum, 3882 nucleotides long. RefSeq lists its product as uncharacterized. The transcript has 2 exons. The coding region runs from base 1 to 3882 and encodes 1293 amino acids. The record is from RefSeq and is a predicted model, not a curated record. NCBI's taxonomy places the organism in Eukaryota, Fungi, Ascomycota, Eurotiomycetes, Eurotiales, Aspergillaceae.
AUGGAUCCAGUUACACCCUGGAUCGCAGCUUUGGCCGAAAGAAGUCUUUCGUUCUAUCUUGGUCGACGGGACGAUGGUAUACAGGCGGAGGAUAUUGAGGGAUGUCUCAACUUCAGCUUUUGUGAUAUCCCCGAGAAAACUGCAAUCGUUGUGACUUGGGGUCAGGGAGACACAAGUCGCCAUGCUACUCUCACGGACUCUCAGAACCAAGUAGAUGCUGUCAUCACACGCGAUUCCGCCAAUAUACCGGGAGCAGCCUCGCCCUGCCCGCCGUCGACUAAAGGAGGCCCAAGACAUCUGGUUGAGCUUUCCGACAUAAAGCUUGUCUUCAUCUACUCGGCAUCCCCACCGGAGGUUGAGCUUCGCAUCGGUCGUUUUCAUAUCCGCCCAAACGCGGUUCCCAAAGCAGAUGCCCCUAAACCAAAGCUGAGGAAGGUCUCAAAGCUCAAACCCCUGAUGAACCAGGCACAACGAAAGGCUCAACAGAGUCAAGAGGGUCCGAACUCGCACAGUCGAUCUGGAAAUAUCUUGCAUGACACACCUUCCUCUCGACAUGAUCAGUCUCUCCUAUCCCAACAAUUGCCAAACAGCGCGACCCAAGUGUUUGACUCCCAGGCUACGUCUCACAACCUCCCUGCUGCGCCGAAAGAGAAGACCAACAAGAGUCGAGUCUCACUGGGUGGCUCAACAGAGCUCUUGGCUUUUUACGCAAACCCUCAGUCAAUUCAAAGCAACUCGAACAAAGAUACAAUCCCAGGUGCGGGCGAUCGCCGGCGCUCCCCCGCGGACAGUGAGACGGCAGAAGUACGUUCAGACCACGGUAUCGGACGCUUGAGCAAGACCAUCGGUUCCACAUCUGUGACCAAAACCAAGGUGAAUCCUCGCAGCACUACUCUCAGCAUGAAUAAAGAUGCCCGGAGUCUGAGGGAGGGACAUGCGAACCAUGCUGAACAUUCAGCAAUCAACUCGGUCGAUAAUGGUCCAACCACAACGACAGAGAGAGGAGAUGAACAGCGGAAUUCUAAGAAAAGACACCGUGAUAGCGCAGGCGCACAAUCACAUGUGACUAAGGACCAAGAUUUGAGGCUCGACGAUUCUCGGCAUAUGAGACCGCCAUCACCUUCCAAGAAGCGACGGCGCACCAACGCCGAGGAAGGGACGGUAGUAGAUUCAACUGGGUUUGAAAGGUCACCAACCGAACAUGUGCUAUCGGUCUCAAACGCUCCAGGCAUUGGUAAUACUUCGGUCACUGCUGGCAUAUCGGCGAUCAACCAUUGGGAAGGAAUGACAGCAAUCCCCUCAAGCGAGGUCGAGAUUCCUAAAAAUCAGCUGGAGCUUCUAGAGCAACUCAAAUGGUACCCACAAAAACCGGGUGUCUCUGCGCCCCUGUGUCAUGUACCACCUCAUCUUUUAUCCCAAUGGAAUGAUAUGGCACGCAGAAGAGAUCGCAGGGCAAAGCAGCUUGAGAACCAGUCCGAUGAAAUACCCGAUCGCGCCCCUACUCCAACUCCUCGGGGUACAAAUCCAUCGACUGUUGACUCUGCAUCAGAAAGCGAGGAAUUAUCCUGGGCCAGUAGCAGUCGAGAGGGCUCACCGCGGAAUGCACUUCCUGAAGAUACACCACCAAGGCAAAUUAUGGCUGGAAACGAAAAGCCCGCGUUGACAGCCACACAAGACAGUGUCAGGCAAUCUAAACCGAAUGACGAUGUUGAUUUGAAGAGCGGGACUCAGGAUAGCUUGCCAGAUGCGUGCUCGGUUGCUGUCGGUUCAGCAGACGCUGUUGACCCGGCGGCGAAAGUUCAUUCUCCGCCACGUGAUACAGCGCCAACGAUACCAACCAAAACAAGUUUCCCAAGGCGUGCUGCUGGCAGUGUUUCAUAUCCACGAGUCGAAGUUGUUGUGCCUCACAUUGAGGGACCUGAUAACCAGCCUUCAACUCCCAUCCGACAAUCCCCUCGUCGCCAAUCCAACUUGGGCAAUGCCAUCGUUGCGCCUGGGUCACAAGAAAGAUUAAAGGGCGAAGAGAGUGAUGAUAGCGAUGACGGUAUGGAGGCAUCUGUCCCUUUCGCAUUGGGUCAGAGUGUUCCAAUGAGCAGUCAGCCCCAGCAUGAUCCUACCAGCUCAGGGCCAUCACUUCCAGGGAUUCCCGAGGGAAAUAUCCAAGUGGCGGAGACACCUGUCGUUGGAACCUUACAUCUUCAGAGUAAGCGAGAUCAACAGGCUAGUCUUGACUCUCCUGGCUCCCAGAAACUACUGUCGGAGGACCACAAAAUCUCCUCGUCGUCCCGGAUUCGCAACACGUACUGCUCGCAAGAGAGCCACAGGCAAAUUGACUCUUCCCAAGAGGCAACGCACCCGUCGUUGCUGGGUGAUGACACUAAUUUGCCUCGGGAAGGCGGGUUUGGGUCUCAAACCCAAGCAAGCGGCUCACAUGCGUUGUCCCAGGCCACUCAGUCACCCUCAAAUGGGUUGGUUGAUUCAUCAGAGCUCACUCGACGCCAACGAGGCUCAUCCAUAUUCCACUUGGAACCUUCCGGUGACCCGUCGUCUUUGCCACAUGCCAGCCCGCCUCCGCCGGCCAUGUCUCGUCCCAACAAGGCUGCCAAAGAGUCCGAGAUGUCGCCACCAAACUUGAGACGGGCCUCUAAAACUCUUCAGUCACUAGCCAAGGCUCCUCCGGCUGUGUCUCGUGGUGGAAAGGCUCAUACGCACAGCCCAGAUGUUGAGAUCGCGACUCGACGUCAGAGUUAUCUUGGCCAGGCGGAUAAGUCCGCUGAAGCCCAAAGGAUCUUUGAAAGCUUCUGCAGCGCCUAUCCACUGUAUUCCGGCAAUUUCUCUCAUUUUGUGAAUAUGUGUUCAACACUGCACGCCAUGCGCGAGAAGGGUCUUCUGAAACGAUCCUUCCUAUGGGAUGAUUUUGUCAUAAUCAAUCUCGAGAAUCCAGAAAAUCUCGACUCUCGGCCUCCCCACGCGAUGAGCUAUGAAGCUUACUUCUGCGAAAAUCACUCGAUUCCUCAAUACAAGAAACGAAAUCUCACUGCCAGGGGAAUCGAUGUGGCGGCCUCUCAACGUGUCACCAAUCCUAUUCCGUCUCAGUUGACAAACAAAUUGCAAGGAAAGCAGAACCAGUCUGUUGAGGGCGAAGCCGUGAAUGUUUCCUUCACAGCGAGCCUCGUGGACAAGUUCUCAGGCCUGCAUGCCCAGUCUUUUGGAAACGCUCAUACUGAUCGUGUCCCUUCCCCCGUCCUCCAACCCGCCGCGAUACAGUCCUCUUCUACAUCUUCCGAUGAUACCGAGUCGGAAACCCCGUCCAUUAAAGAAGAAAACGAUGAUGACUCCGAUGCCGACUUUCCCACGGAGCUAAGUGCGUCGCAUACCUCGCACCCAAAUAUGGACGGAGAAGUGGCCGAUUCCACUCAAGCCAGCACGGACUCUGCUCUUUCCGCAUCCCCCCAAAACGCCCCUGAUAAAACAGAAAGUGACGUCGGCGAUCUCGAUGAUACACAAGAAACAGACGACACCCACCACCGAACUGCCAGCAUCGAACUUGGCGAUGACACAAACGACUGUAAUAUCCCUGUCUCCUCUGACAUAGUCCCUGUCGCGACUUCUAAAAACGAUUCUCACGCCGAAUCGCCGAAGCGAAAACGAAAACGAAACACCUGGUUUAGCUCUCUACAAAAUCUCUUUUCGCCAAAGAACACUUCGCCAGCGAACCCUCCAUGGUCCCACGACCCAAACACGCCAUUUAAGCGCUGGGCACGACAAGACCAGAACGUUCUCCAGGAAAUCAACCGUCGCGGUGGGACUAAGGUCCUGCUCGAUGAAAGGGGAGUCAUAUGUCGUCCCACCUACAACCGAGCGCCGAUGGACUCUCAGUGA